This is a messenger RNA of Rhinocladiella mackenziei CBS 650.93, 3015 nucleotides long. RefSeq lists its product as uncharacterized. Lineage: Eukaryota; Fungi; Ascomycota; Eurotiomycetes; Chaetothyriales; Herpotrichiellaceae. The coding region runs from base 1 to 3015 and encodes 1004 amino acids. The record is from RefSeq and is a predicted model, not a curated record. The transcript has 6 exons.
AUGUUUUUGUGUCGAAUCGCCCAGAGGCCCCCUCUCAGAAGGAGGGCCAUCGGGGUCAAAUCUGUCCAUCAGAGCAGGCACUUGUCCCAUUUUCGAGUCCUUGAACAUAUCGUCCCCGCCCAACAUACACGGCAUUGGCCGAGAGGCACCGAAGUGGGUUACGAGAAUGCAUUGAAACUUGCUGUAAAGCAGUACGUCCCAAAUGACAACUCAAAUCCGCAAGCCGACUAUAUCACGUUUAUAGCCACCCAUGCAAAUGGCUUUCCCAAGGAAAUGUACGAACCCAUGUUCGAUGACCUGUAUGAAAAGUUGAGCCUUCUCGGAAGAAAGAUUCGUGCGAUAUGGAUUGCCGACAUUGUUCACCAGGGGCAAAGCGGUGUCCUCAACGAAGAUGCAUUGGGAAAUGAUCCGAACUGGUGGGAUUUUGCAAGGGACCUGCUUUUCCUGAUCAACCAGAAGCAAAAUGAUAUGCCUCAGCCUCUGGUAGGAAUUGGCCACAGUAUGGGUGCGACGCAAUUGACUCAGCUGGCACUUAUCCAUCCCCGACUAUUACAGGCUCUCGUUUUAAUCGACCCUGUCAUCCAGACAGAAAAUCCCAGCAAACCCUUUGCGCAGCCUUCAACUUAUCGACGUGACAUCUGGCCCUCUAGAGAAGAUGCCAUUCAACAUUUCUCCAAUAACAAGUUCUACCAGGCUUGGGAUCCACGAGUCUUGGAACAAUGGGUCAAAUAUGGCUUGAGGGACCUGCCAACAGCGCUCUAUCCAGAAACAGGAAAUGAGAACAGGCCCCCUGUGACGCUAACGACUCCAAAAUCUCAAGAGGUCUUUUCAUACUUACGGCCGAAGUAUUAUGGGUCCUCCGGAAUAUCACCAGAAAAGGAUCGGUCCGUGUAUGGAGACUUACAUCCCGAAGACAUAGAAGACUAUCCAUUCUAUCGCCCCGAACCGGCUGAAACGUUCCGAAGACUUCCAGAGCUGAAACCACCUGUCCUGUAUAUAUUUGGAAAGAAUUCUGAACUCGCAACGUCCGAGCUGAGAAGAAAGAAAAUGGAGAAUACUGGUGUUGGGCUUGGAGGAAGCGGGGGAAAGGAUGAUAACCGGGUCAAAGAGGUGAUUCUCGAUUGCGGUCACUUGGUACCAAUGGAAAUGGUCACGGAGUGUGCGGAAGCCGCAGCUUCAUUUGCAGCCUCUGAGAUAUCACGCUGGGAACAGGAGACCCGAGAGUGGCAGGAGCGCUGGCUGAGUAGGCCCAGGAAGGACAGGGUCGGAAUCGACGAUCAGUGGAGGGAGAUGAUUGGGGCUAAGACACGUCGCGAAGAAAGUAACGAAGAGAAAAGACAGACGGUCUACAAUUGGGAACCCCACAAAGAUGUCUGCUACAAACUCUACAUCGAAGAGCGCAAGUCGCUCGAGGAGAUCAUGCAGCACAUGCGAGACACGGCCAAUUUCACUCCCUCCAAGCGUGCCUUUCAGACUCAAUUCAAGCGCUGGGACUUUCCAUCGAAGCGGAAACCAGCCUUCCGGGAUGAGGAUCUGGUGGAUCGUGUGAAAGAGCUUUGGGAAAACAACUAUAGUCAACGUAAUAUGCUGGCGGUGCUUCAUGAAGAGGGUCACGACAUCAAGGAGCGCGAGUUGAUGAGACUACGUGCAAAGAAUCGUUGGUUGAUGCGGAUCCCGAACGGUGCUAAGCAGGUGCCCACCGAUGAUGAAGAAGCGCAACUCGAGGCCCAGUUGCUCCACGCCGCUCAAAACGAGGGGACCGUCACUGAACCGGCUCCACCAACGGUCUCUGACAAUCCCCCGCCAGAGUUUCUUGAAAAACAAAAGGAAAGACUUAAUCGCCUUCAAGCCAUAAGUGAUGAAAGAUGGGCAAACAAGAAGCGUCGUCGUCGAACCAAGGGAUACGCCGGUCUCCCCGCCGAUCCACCAGGACCACCUCGUUUUCCAUCCGAGACCACGCUUGAGGAGAGCAGGCAGAUCUUGUCCCUGAACACGAAGCAAUACCGCGCGAUACGUGAUCAAUUCCAGGCCAUGUGUGAGGAAGAGCAGAUUCUACAAAAGACCGUCGCAGGUGCGGAAAAGUGGCAAGCCGUCAAAGAUCGUCUUGUUCGUGAGAAUACCCUUCUGCAAGCCGUACUGUGGACAGACACUUCAGAUCUCCAAUCCAAAGAACUCGCUUUGGACGUUAUUUGCACAGAUGUGACCAAGCGGAUUCGUACGAUGGGUCGUCGCCUCACAAUCUUGGAGUCGAAGAAUGUGCUCGGACUGAAUCCCGAGCAAAGUCGCCAGAUUCGCAGCGGUUUCUAUGACAUCCUCAAUUCGGAACAUUACACGAGCAAAUUGGAAAUGGGUCCUGAGAUGUGGCAGACGCUCAAAAAUCGAUGGAUCUCCACAACCCCCCUUCUGCAACAAAUCCUGGCACCGGGCAAUGCGGACCCCGACCACGAAAAGAAACAGGCUGCGCUGGAGCUAUUGUGCCGCGAUGUUAUGAAACGCGUCCGAGAUGAUCGUGCGAAGAAGAAAGGGACUUUCCGGAAGAAAACAUCACAAACUCCGACCCGCGGAGCCGAUACAAGUCCUCCGGCAACUGUCCACAGCGUUUAUGGUCCUUCCCAGCCUGUCAACCCAUUCAGCGAUGUGUCAACCACAAUGCAAAACAACGAUUUGUCGGAUCUUCAAAUUGAUCCGAAUUUGUUGCAAGUGGCGGACAAUCUGGGACCCCCGCCGGCUUCGGUUGUGACACCGGUGUAUGUUCGACCGCAUCCAAAGUCAACCAUGUACAACAAUACCAAGAUGUGGUUGGGAUCACUAUCGGGCCGUACUGUUCAAGAGCUCCAUGCAAUGCUCGCGAUUAAGUAUCCCACCGCAAAAGCAGCCCGAAUCGAUGGAAUCGAGAAAGAUGCCACAGGAAACGAAAUUUCAUACCUAGUCGAAGAGGAUGAAGAACUGGAUGCGUAUCUCGACCACGUUCAGGGACGCAAGGCAACGUUUGUGGUGUUGUUGAAGAAAGCUUGA